Alnus glutinosa is the source of this 962-nucleotide messenger RNA. Its product is annotated as probable glutathione S-transferase. The transcript has 2 exons. Gene Ontology annotation, biological process: glutathione metabolic process. Bases 111 to 770 code for a protein of 219 amino acids. The record is from RefSeq and is a predicted model, not a curated record. Gene Ontology annotation, cellular component: cytoplasm. Gene Ontology annotation, molecular function: glutathione transferase activity. NCBI's taxonomy places the organism in Eukaryota, Viridiplantae, Streptophyta, Magnoliopsida, Fagales, Betulaceae.
AUGCUCAGCUCCUAGUCCGAGGACUGUUCCACUUCCACAUAUUUGUCGGUUGCUCUAUCUCACUUUUCUUAGCCUCCCAAGUUGCUUCGAUCUUUUUCGGUUGUUUGACUAUGGCGAACGAGGUGGUUUUGCUGGAUACCUGGGUCAGCAGUUUUGGGAUGAGGGUGAGGAUCGCGCUGGCUGAGAAGGGGAUCAAGUACGAGUACAAGGAGGAGGACCUGAGGAACAAGAGCGACCUGCUUCUCAAGAUGAACCCGGUUCACAAGAAGAUCCCGGUUCUCAUCCACAACGGGAAACCGGUAUGCGAGUCCCUCAUCAUCGUUCAGUACAUAGACGAGGUCUGGAACGACAGCUCUCCGUUGCUGCCCGCUGAUCCUUACCAGAGAGCUCAGGCCAGGUUCUGGGCUGAUUUCAUUGAUGCGAAGGUGCAGAGUGUUACAAGGAGGGUAUGGACCACAAAAGGGGAGGAGCAAGAGGCAGCAAAGAAGGAGUACUUUGAAACCUUCAAGAUACUGGAGGGGGAGCUUGGUGACAAGCCUUACUUUGGGGGAGAAACAUUUGGGUUUGUCGACAUUGCACUCGUCACUUUGUACAGCUGGUUCUAUGUUUAUGAGAGUUUUGGCAACUUCAGCAUGGAGGCGGAGUUCCCCAAGAUUAUGACAUGGGUUAAGAGGUGCAUGCAGAAGGAGAGUGUCGCCAAGACUCUUCCUGACCAGAAGAAGGUUUAUGGGCUUGUGGUGGACUUAAGGAAGAAGCUUGGCUUGGACUAGAACAAUGGUGGUUUGGCCCCAGUAUGGGAAGUAUAGACUGUAUAGUAGCAUAUAUCAGCAUGGUUUUGGGUGGUCGUGUUUUAUGUGUUUGAUGAAAUUGUGCCUUCUACAACAUUUGGAGUGUACAUCGGUCUUGGGGUAUCCGUGUAUGCAGAGCAUUGAUGUCUAUCUUCAUUUCUUUUUGAACUUUUC